Messenger RNA from Styela clava, 1118 nucleotides. Its product is annotated as amine sulfotransferase-like. The record is from RefSeq and is a predicted model, not a curated record. Lineage: Eukaryota; Metazoa; Chordata; Ascidiacea; Stolidobranchia; Styelidae. Gene Ontology annotation, molecular function: sulfotransferase activity.
AGGAUUAUAAAAUUCCUCGCCGAAGCACCGAUGGGAACCACUGAUGUCCAUCGUAUACAUAUCCAUUGCACGCAAGACAGUGCAGGGACUUUUAAAGACUUAGUAUAUAAGCAGCAUGGCAAACUUAAUCAAUGAACUACCCGAGUGGUGCCGAAAGGAUUUUGUAUAUUUUCAAGACACUUUCAAAUUUACCCCGGAGGACAAAAUACUAACUUGGAACGAUCAUUUGUUCCUUCCACAGUUCCAUCCUCAAACGGUAGCCUAUGCUUUUGGAAACCAUGAACCGAAAGAAAACGAAGUGAUGAUAGCAGGGUGUGCAAAAACAGGCACCACGUGGACUAGAGAAAUUAUUCGACAGAUACUGUAUGGAAGAGACGAAAAACUUGAUAAAAUGACAAGAGACAUUACAAUCCCGAAUCUAUAUCUUGAGUCUUGCACACCAUCCAAGUUCAACGUCAUGCACAACAUUCCUUUACCCAGACGAUAUUUCGUUACGCAUGCACCAGCCGAACUGGUGAACUUGGAAAAAUACAAAAGCAGAAACAUCAAGAUGGUUUACACUCUGCGGAAUCCAAAGGAUCGACUGAUAUCAUUUUUUAAUUUCGUAAAAGAAUUUCCUCUCCAGGGCGGAUUGGUGCAAUUUGCAACCUCCGACUGGAAUGAUUUUUUUAAGCGCGAGAUGAUUGAUCCUACUCCAUUCAGCAUGAUGCGAAAAGGAGAGACUUAUUUGGAUCAUAUCUUGAGUUGGCUGCCGCAUAUUAAAAACAACAAAAACGCAACUAUGAUUGUGUAUGAAGAGAUGAUUAAGAAUCCUUUUGAAAACACAAAAAAGCUGUCGGAAUUCUUGGAGGUAAAGCUAUCGGAUGAAGAAAUCAAUAAAAUAGUGAAAAAUUGCUCAAUUGAUAACAUGAAGAAAUCAGACAUGGAAUCGACAUCACAAGAAGCCAUGAAUCGCAAAGCAAUUAAUCUCUGCGGGACAGGAAUUAUUGGCAAAUGGAAAGAUUAUUUCACUUCUGAACAAUCUGCUGAAAUAGAGAAACAAGUUGAGGAAAAAUUGGAAGGAACGCGAAUUAAGUUUAUAUACGAAUAAUUAGUUUACCAACUCAGCUUUUCCGAGA